Argiope bruennichi is the source of this 500-nucleotide messenger RNA. RefSeq names its product toxin CSTX-20-like. Lineage: Eukaryota; Metazoa; Arthropoda; Arachnida; Araneae; Araneidae. The transcript is spliced from 4 exons. The record is from RefSeq and is a predicted model, not a curated record. The coding region runs from base 96 to 413 and encodes 105 amino acids.
UUGAAAUUACAUUCAGAUGACAUUACAUUAUAUAUAGAUUAUUUAAAAUAAAUCUCUACAAGAGAGAUUGGUUCCCUCCAGCAACAAUAUUCAACAUGAAAAUCGCUCUCAUCAUCGUUGUCCUGAGCUGUUUCGCUGUGGUGUCGUUUGGUGCCGGCAACAAGUGCACUAAACAAUCGGACUGCGAAGAAAACGAGUGUUGUUUGGACCUGCUGUUCUUCAAGAGCGCUUUUUGCGAACCCCGAUAUCCAGCAGGUCAGCGCUGCCUGACCCCAUCUGUGUACAAGCCCGAAACGGAUCUGUACUAUCUAGCCUGUCCCUGUGUUCCUAAGUACGAAUGCCUCGGUAAAGGAAGUCUCGAGGACGGAGUGACUAUGAUAAAAGACGCCAAGUGCAUAAUGCCAACUAUCUAAUUAUCAAUCCAGCAUUUGUAAAAAUAAAUCUAGAUUGAUGUUAUUCUUGGAAUUAAAAUAAAAUAAAUAAACUAAAAUUAAUUUUUA